This is a messenger RNA of Caenorhabditis elegans, 1390 nucleotides long. RefSeq names its product Major sperm protein (gene Y53F4B.19). The record is from RefSeq and is marked reviewed. Lineage: Eukaryota; Metazoa; Nematoda; Chromadorea; Rhabditida; Rhabditidae.
AAAUACAGGAAAAAAAACCGAUAAUUCUCUGCGUCUCCACUCUCUCAUCCGCACUGGAGCGCGAUUGCUCUCCAUUAUUACUGUAGCUUGUUAAGUUUUGAGGUCUGGUGAUUUAUUUGGAAUGAGAUAAAAUUUCAGAAAACAGUUUAAAAUGACGAUAAAAGUAGUGAAAACCGGUUUCAAUUACCAGAAAAAUUUGAAGUAUAUUUACAUCUCAAUGAUUAAUUUGGUCACACAUCAUCAAUAACAAAGUUUUUCAACGUGAACUGACGAAAAUUGAAUUUAUUUUAGAAAAAGAAGAGGCAAUCAAUAAAUAAAUCGAUUAUUUCUCAACAAACGAUGUCCGUCGUCUCCGAACGCGAUGUGGACGAAUACUCGAAACAAAAACCUGAAACUUAUGUGCUCCAAGUCUCAGAAAGAGAACGAAAGGAGAAGUACGAGCGGAAAAAUCCGCCGAUUCCACUGGACAACGAGUACAAUUAUCAAGACGUCACACCGUCACCCUUCCCGUUUCAUAUCGAUGCUCCGUCGCUAGUAUUUAUGGGCCGUCUUGGCGAAGAGCCCAUCUCUGCUCACUUCACACUUACCAAUCGUACGUGCAAGCCAUUCUGGUUCAAAAUCAAGGUCUCGAGCCGCGAACUUUUCAAAGUUCGCCCAACAAACGGAAAAUUGGAGAAUAGUGAAAGAGUCGUCAUUAGAGUGAUUUUUUACCCGAAUGUCAGAGUUCCGAAGCCAUUCUGCGAGUACUUGCACGUUUAUGCGUUGUUUGCCGGGUUGGGAGAUCGGACAGCCUAUGAAGCGUUCAACAGAUUGGAUCGUCAACGUACAUUGCCUCCGAAGCGACUUUUUACGGAAUUUGUUUGGCAUCCAAAUAUUGGAAUGACUCAAGCCUACGAAAAUGGAAAACUGAUGGAAAUGAUGCGUGCAAAGCAGAAACUUCUCGACUAUAGAAAGGACGAAAAUGAUAAAAUUAAAACUUUUCAAGUGGAUUUCAAUAAUGUCAUUUUUGAUCAUCGGAAUCGCGUCCUGGAUAGAAUGCUCAAAGCAAACGUUGUUGAAAAGGAGAAAUUGUUAUACAUGCCAACUCCAAAUCUCAACCUCUACAUGCAGAACCUUCGAAAUCAGAAAAAUCGCUCGAAACUUGCAGUUUUGCUCGAAAGACGUGGGGAUGCGUUUAAGGGUGUUCAGAAUUUGUACGCAGAAGAGGUACUGGCGAAAAGGACCGGAGAUAAAAUGUUUGAAAAAUAUAAGAAAAAGAAGGGAACGAAAGGAUAUCAGAGUUUGGAUGCGAAGCUUUACAGACCGGUUAAGGUGGUCAGAAACACGAAGAAUAAGAAGAAGAAGGGGAAGAAAUAAUGUUGUGUCUGGAAAAUAAACAUUUUUUUACGUG